UGCUAUCUAUGUUCAUUAUAUGCUCCAAGGCCCAUUGAGCCUAACUAGCUUUCUGGAUCAGAACCUAGCCUUUGGCUAACCCAACCCACAAUUGACAAAUUACGGAAGAGUAGCUGGUCAGGCAGUUUAACAAUCAAGCGCGCGAAAACCGCCACGAAAGAUUUAGAGGGAAUGACUUGCAAGUAAGCCAUUUAUAAUUACAUAAAUCACCUGCUCCCAUAUGAAUGGGUUUGCCGUUUUCGUUAGGCAAUCCGCAACUCUAGCGAAUUUUCCAAUAUUCAACUUAUUAACCCCACAAUUCCACGCUUUUCUUUUAUUCCUUUUCCAUGGAAACAGCACCAACCAAUAAAUCCCAAGCAAUUUCAAAUUUUCCUUUCUUGAUUUUUAUCAUCCUCAUGUUCCGAUUCGAUACUCCAUUUGUUUUUCACUUUCCCAAAAUUCAUUCUAAUUGACCAACUCAUUUCGUUAAAUUUUUUUUUUUUUUCAAUAAUAAUGAAGAGGUAUUUUUCUAAUUCCAAAUCAACCCGGAUUUCAGAAUCGCAGCAACAACAGCAACAGCCACAACUCGUUUUUGAAGACUCGGCCUCCGCUAUGACGACAUCAGGCGAAGCAAACGACAGAGGACACGAGCCAUUGUCGGCUGUCGUUGCGGCGUUUGAAGAUCUAGCGAAGCGUCUGAAAUCUAUUACGGAUGGAGAUGAUAAAGGAGGAGAGCUUCGAUUGGAUACGUUCUGUGAUGCGUGUUCUUUGGUCUCUGUUUUAUUUAGCUGCCUUGGUCUUGCUUUCAAAUUUGCCGAGUCCGAGUAUGUUGCCAAGGUUUGCAGUCUUGUGGAAGCAUCAAAACGACAUAACAGUUUACAAAAAGUGCUCGAUUCAGAUGUCGCGAAUGGCACAGUGAGAACGCCAGGCAGUCAUUCGCGUAACUUACGGCGAGUCAGGCAGGGUCUUGACCUUAUCAGAGCUUUAUUUGAGCAAUUUGUGUCAACUAAUGAUUACUCUUUAAAGGAUGCAGCUACGUCGGCUUAUUCGCAAGUUUGUGCACCAUACCACACAUGGGCCAUCAGAACAGCCGUUUAUGCCGGAAUGUAUACUCUCCCUUCAAGAGAACAACUUCUGCAAAAGCUCAACGAAACUGAUCACUCUGCAGAGAAGAAAAUGAGAAAGUACAUCAAGGCCUCACUUCCAGUCAUAGAAUACAUUGAUAAGCUUUAUAUUGCUAGGAAUAUCAGCUUGGACUGGUAAAUUGUACCUGUCUGGAAAAAUCGAGCAUUUCACAUUGCAUCAACUUGUAAUUGACUGUAGUUACACGAUAUUAGCUUCAACCUAACUGUAGUCACAUAUUCCUUAUGAGACCAUCACCUGUCAAUAAUUAUAUUAAUAGAUUUGCACAGAAGUAUUACAACACCUUUUUUCUUA
This is a messenger RNA of Jatropha curcas, 1416 nucleotides long. RefSeq names its product Glycolipid transfer protein (GLTP) family protein. Gene Ontology annotation, molecular function: ceramide 1-phosphate binding; ceramide 1-phosphate transfer activity. The record is from RefSeq and is a predicted model, not a curated record. Gene Ontology annotation, biological process: ceramide transport; intermembrane lipid transfer. Lineage: Eukaryota; Viridiplantae; Streptophyta; Magnoliopsida; Malpighiales; Euphorbiaceae. Gene Ontology annotation, cellular component: cytoplasm; cytosol; membrane.